Messenger RNA from Episyrphus balteatus (marmalade hoverfly), 6202 nucleotides. RefSeq names its product locomotion-related protein Hikaru genki-like. The record is from RefSeq and is a predicted model, not a curated record. Bases 879 to 2048 code for a protein of 389 amino acids. The transcript is spliced from 8 exons. NCBI's taxonomy places the organism in Eukaryota, Metazoa, Arthropoda, Insecta, Diptera, Syrphidae.
UUAUUUUAUCUACAGCUAACUGUAAAAUUCCCAAACUGGAAAAUGGCAGAGUAAUUUACAAUGAUUCAAAGAGUGGUGAAAGUGACCAGUUGAUUCCAAGAAAAGAAGUUUAUUCCAAAGAGUGCGUAACUGUAGAAUGCGAUUUUGGAUUUAAUGUUCAAGGUCCAUCCCUUUUACAUUGUCUUAGAGGAAAAUGGUCGGUUAAUAACUUUCCAAUCUGUAUUCCAUCACCUUGUGUACUGCCGUAUUCCGAUGUCAUAUUUUAUGAGGGAGGUUAUCGCGCUGGGUUAACAAUAGCCCAUGAGAGCGAGAUAAAAGCACACUGUAAAUCAAAGGUGAACAAAACUAUCCUGGUGACAUGCUUCCGAGGACAAACAUUGCCAAAUACAUUCAAUUGUUCAAAUCGAUCGAGGAAAUCGUCUGAUCAGUUUCAAAACAAAGAUAAAUUGAAUGGCAAUGUAAAUACAUCCCAAUCAUUAAUAGACAGUUUAAGCCUAACUAGCUUGAUCAAAAAUGAUAUCGUUUCCGAUGUUUCUAGAAAGGCAAGAUAUUGUGGACCUCCGAAUAAAGUAGAAGGAGCACUUGUUUAUAAAAAUAAUGAGACUCCGGAAGACGAUGAAGGAUAUCCAAAUGGUACGGAAAUAUACUUUAACUGCAUUGCUAGUGUAUCGAGUGAACGAAACACUUGGAAAAUUAUUUGUGAAAAUGGUAACUGGAUUGGACGUUCUUAUAGUUGUGCCAAUGGAACAUGCCUUUUUCACAACAAUGAGCGAAACGUUGUAAGUUUCUAUAACGAUUUAGAAAUAAGAGAAGAUAUAGUGGAGUUUCCACCAGGUGCCACAAUAAUAUCAAGAUGUGCUGAUAUCGGUAAAUAUGCGAUGGUUGGAAAUACGGAGAGGACCUGCAUACAUUCCGAAUGGACAACAAAUCAACCAACUUGUUUUGGAUUGAAUCAGGAAAACGAUUAUGCAAUGGAGAAGCCCCCAACUAUAUUAUUCCGCCAUCAAAAUGGACCAAUUGCACAGAGCAAUGAUGGAAAAUUGAUUAUUUAUCCAGGAACUACAUUACACAUGGAAUGCCUUUGGAUGCGAAGGUUUGGAAAUCCAAAAUGGAAUGUAAGCAACUCAUUUAGGACCUACCCUGAAGGAUGGGUCACAGAUGCGGAUGAAGGUCGAGAUUCUAGUUUAGAGUAUAGACUAAGCAUAAUAGAAGCAACAGAAGAAGAUUCUGGAAUUUUCACCUGCCAAACACCUGCUCGUCAUGAGCAUUCAAUUGAAGUAGUGGUCAAAAUAAUAACAUGUCCUAUUAUACCGGUUCGACGUGGAUUAAUCAUAAACAUUAAUGAUACUAAAAUGGGUUCAAAAGUUAAUUUAUCAUGUGCGAAUGGAAACUCAUUAAUUGGGGCCUCGGAAAUUAUUUGUCUUCCUAGUGGUAAUUGGAGCGCUCCUUUACCAGUUUGUGAGAGUAUUGAAUGCGGGGAUAUUAACAUGCAUAUAGAAAAUAAAAGCACUCCUCGUGUAGCAGUUUUAUCCAGAGAAGUUGGGGGAAGAGCUUCAUUUUCUUGCUCCUCGGGGUAUGGACUUAGAGGACCAAUUGAAUCAGUCUGCUUGCCAACGGGCGAAUGGGCUCUUCCAUUUCCUUCAUGCGUUGAAGUACAAUGUGAUGAUCCAGGUGCUCCAGAAAACGGUUAUGCCCAAGGUUCUGCUCCUUAUAGAGCAGGUGAUGUAGUGCAAUUGAAUUGCAAUCCAGAGUUCAUGAUGCAAGGGCAACCUAUCAUUGCCUGUCAAGACAGUGGAAGAUGGUCAGGCGGAUUACCGAAAUGUGUCCAGGCAUGUUCGUAUCCUGGAACUGUAAUAAGUGGACGCAUGUCUUCAGUUAAAUUCUAUUAUACGAUUGGAGAGAGUAUUACUUUUUCUUGUGACGUAGGGCUUGAGCUACGAGGUGCAACAAUGGUUAAAUGCUUAAAAAAUGGAAAAUGGUCUAAUGCAAUACCCACGUGUAUAAGUUUGGAGGCCAUUAAUAAAAGCAGAAUGAUUUUCAAGGACUAAAUAUUAUCACUUAAAAUUAAAGAAUUUUAAAGUAAAGAAAAAUUAAAUUUAACUUAACUUAAUCCUUAUUUAAAAACAACUUGUAAAAAAUAGAAAAAUCUUUGUAGAUCAAAAGUCAAAUAAUGGAUUUAAAAGAAUGUGAAGCAUGUGCUUCAAGACAAAACAUACAAACUUUAUGAAUUAAAAUUGCAGAUAAAACAUUUUAAAAUUAAAGUAAAUGUUAUUGCUAUAAGGUUUAUGUAAAUUUUCUUCUAAUAUUAAAAGAAGAUUUGAAGAUAAAAGCAGCAAUUUCACUAACUGAACUAUAUUUUCAAAACUGGUUCAUAGUUUGUAAUGCACAAUAUUGAAUCUUUUUCUUUAAUUUUGUAUAAAGUCAUCAAAGUAAUCUGUUUCUGUUAUAAAUUUCGGUGCCUCAUAACUCAAAUGUGUUCUUAUAGUCCUACAGAAGUUUAAUACAAAACUUUUUAAAAUGUUUUUGUUCUUAAUUGCUUAUAUUAAUUUUGGAUUCCCAAGUUUCGGUAUCUACUUUUUAUAAUUAGGACAAAGAGUAAUAGAUGGGAAUUAUUGCAAUGAAAAACUUCUUUAGAGGCAGAAAACUCUUUAUCGCUUAAACGUGGUGGAGUUAACCCCUUGUAACCCAACAUAGUAAAUUUUAAAAUUAAUAAUGUGAAUCGAAAGGGCUUUAGCUAUAAUAAAACACGUAUUUUUUUAAAAUUCAAUAAAUUCAUUAUUUGCUUAGUUAUUUCGAAAUUUACGCUGUAAAAAAACAGUUUAAAUAAUUUAUUUUUGUAUAUAAAUGCAAAAAUUCAAACAAAAAGCUAUCUUAUAUUUAUUUUUAGGUGCAUUCCUAAAAUCCAAAAAUAAAACCCGUUAGUUUAUGCACGAAAAAUAUUUUUUCUGAAUUUCGUAGUUUUUACAUAAAUUUGUUUGUUUUCCAAAAAAGCCAAACUUUCAUCAUUAACUGCCAAUUAAAAACUAUUGGUGCUAUUUAUUAGAAAUAUGGCGCAUUAUUUCGAUAAAGCAAUUCUUAAAGAUUAUGUAAGAAGCUUUAAAAGAAUAAAAAUAUGUUUUUCACAGCUUUUGGGCGAUCUUUUUCGGUUUGUUACAGAAAUGUCACAUGGGGCUACAAGGGGUUAAUGUCGCAUACGUUACGCAACAUAUAUAUCUAAUUUAUGGAAACUAUAUGUAUUUGUUAAAUUGCGACUUGUGGACGCUUCAUUACAUAGAAGGGAUAAUGUUCAGGUGAAGUAAAAAUUCUGAGAAACUAGAUGGCGCUCAACCGAUUUCCUUUUGACGUGAAUUUAGUUUCCUAUAAUAUAUUCCUUUAAAUUUCCCUCAUCGAACCCAUAUCCUCUUUUUACUAACUUUAUUUAGCUCACUUUCACUUUUAUAUAACCCAUCUUAAAAGUAAGACCUACAAAUAAACUCAAAACUCAACCCAAUUCUUAUACUCGUUUUUUUCUUCUUAACUUGAUUUUUUCUAUCCGAACCAUACCCAAACAUUGGUCCAUACGAGCCGGAUAAAAUACAAAAAAAAUUAGUGAAUUAAGGGGUAAUAACACCUUGUAAACAACGAAAUCGAGCGCCAUUUUCAUCAGCGUAUAAAACAAAGAAGAAAUAUUAUUUUCUUUUGGUGUUUGUUUAGUUUAAUUAAGUAGGUAUAUUUAUAUUAAUAGGUAACAGAAUAGGCUAAUGUUAAAUUUUGUAGUGAUGUGAAAUUUUUUAAAUGGCGGCGUAGUUCAGGAUGAUAGCAAAAUCCUGUGCUUCCAUCGGGCGACCAACUAGCUCCUACAGUUUUGAACCUAUCGGGCUGAAAUUUUUUGUGUAGCUUAAUAACACUAUUCCCUAGUACGUAGGAUUUUUUUGAAAUAUUAAAAUUUAACGAUUUUAUGGUCUUUUUUUCACCGAAUUUUGUUUUUGGAAUAAAAUAAUUUUUUCAAACUAAUGCCAUUUUUUUAAAAAUCCUACAUACUUCACAAGGGAAUUAUUAAGCUACACAAAAAAUUUCAGCCCGAUAGGUUCAAAACUGUAGGAGCUAAUACUUAAUUAAUCUAAGCAAACACCAAAAGAAAAUAAUAUUUCUUCUUUGUUUCAUACGCUGAUGAAAAUGACGCUCGAUUUCAUGGUUUACAAGGUGUUAUUACCCCUUAAUCAAGCUGAAGUUACUAUCACCCAAUAUCCAUCGAAAUUACCGUAAAAAAAACCCAAAGAUUAUCGAGAUAAAAUUGGAUUAGGUACAUCUCUACUCUACAUCCAACCAAUCCAAUCAACCCAUCGAAUCCUCAUCUCGUGAACCCUAGGACACAAACACACAUAAAAACAUCAAACUUGCUAUUCAUCCCAUCGCUCUCAAAAAUCACCAAAAACUUAACUCAUCCAUACAACUACAACGUACCCCAAGAAUCGUUUAAAAAUGAAACUCUCAUCCUCAUCACAUCAUUCAACACACAACAUACAAGAAAAAGUUCGAUCAUAAAAAACCACGAUUAAAUCUACCCAACGAAGAGAAAUUGCACCAAAUACAUAUUUUUUAUCACACAACGGCAUCAUUAUCAGCUCAAUCACUCUUAUCAGCUACAUAUCAGGUACGUACAUUUUAUGUAGAUGAGUGCAUUGUGUAAUAAAUUUGGUACAGUCUCUUUAAUCAUAGUAUUUCAUUAGUCGUCUUUUCAUCUCGCGCGCGAAAGUACAUUCCUGGCAAAGUGUACUUUCAAUUUCAUUUUUUAGUGAUUAUUUCCCAUAUAAAAUGCAAAAAUCUAUAAAAAAAAUUUAAAAAGUCCACUUAAAUUUUGUAUAAAGUAAGCGUUUUACCCUUUACUACUCGAAUUUUUCACGUGCUACAGUCCGUAGAAGAUAUAAACAAUGCCCUUAAUCUUAUUUAAUUGUUAAUUAAACAAGUGAUUAAUUGAUUAAAGUUAAAAUUAUUAGUAAAAAAAAAAAAACAACACAAAAAAUCUUUAAAUGAAUGAAAUUUCUAUAUACGUAAAAAUAUAUAAUUUUCCUCAACCCUCAAUUGUGAUCUCAAGACGCACUUGAAUUUAAAGCUACAUAAAAAAAAAAGUUCGAAAGUUCUCUCAUGUCGCUAUUCGAUUGAUUUCGCAUUAAAAAUAAAAUUUAAAAAAAAUCCCCAACGCAUCAAAGUUACAAAAAAGUUAAAAACAGGUGUAAAAUUAGUCCAGUCAUUUUAGAUUUGGUUGUAUGGAGGUCUGAGAAAUAAUUCGCAACUGCAAUUCGUACUCAAAAUAUGAAAGUACACUAGUACAGGAACUAAACCCCCCAUUUUCCGAACAAAUGUCUGGACGACUUUGGCCGCCAUUUUGUUUUGAACAGUUUUGCGACUAUCGCUUGUAGUUCGGCUAGUUUUGGUCUUAGAGAAAAAUGUUAUGAGACAAAGUUGUAGCAAAUUUUAUUUCCCACAAAAAAUGUUAAGUAAGUUUUUAUUCUAAAACCUACCAUUUAGGAGUUAUAAUGUAUUUCGUAAAAUGCUAUGCUCACUUAUUUUUUAUAUUCACCAUAACUUUUUUUUUCAAACUUUUAUUAAAAAAUUGUUGUUAUAAAAGUUAAAGAGCUACUAAUUAUCUAUGUUUGUCUCAUACUAAGUUUUUUUGUCCGAGUUGCCGUUUCCUCACUAAAACAAAAAUUCAAUAAAAAAAAAUUUGCAAAAACAGGGUGAUUCGAGUAAGUUGAGUUGAGACAAGAAAAAAAUCGUACUGGAGGGGGGGUCUAUUCCCCCCCAUUUAGCCAGAAGGGGAAAUUUUCUAAAAAUAAUGGCUUAAUUUGGAAACAAAAUUAUUAAAAAUCAACGGUAACACCUACAAUAACCUACAAUUUUUGAAAGCUCCUUGUCUGGUAAGGAUCGUCUGGUAAAGAAAAAAAAAUGAUUCAUAUUUUUCUGAGCAGACAAGAUAUCUGUAUGAUUAUAUUAUCUGUGCCUUAAGUUUUCUUAACCGCAGCUGUAGCUGCUGGUUUAAAAAAAAGCGUCCCGUUAGGAUUGUUGGUUGAGAUCCUUUUUCAUUUUCCUGUGUUGCUUUGAUUUCAACGUUAUAUUUCAAAUUGGGGAAAUAAAAAAUAACAAUUCAAGCGGUUUUCUACUAUCUUAGGUUUCUAUGGUUUUUCAUAUUGACGCACUCUAUUAUCGACGCACUCUAUUAUUA